UUUUUAAGUCUUUAUUUGUUUGUUUAUCUAUCUAUAACAUAUCUGUUCUAUUGUCUGCUUAGGUGUCAGCUCAAAAAACUUGGCACAUGGAAACUCCCCAUGGAGAUUCAACUUUUCAGACAUUCAUGGCACUCAAAACAGCCACACAACCUCAGCUUCCAGCGCCAUGGCUUAUGUUUGACCCGCUCCAAAUGAUACCCAACAAAUCUCGCAAUAUUGUCAAGAGGACCCUCAAAGACAAGCAUAUUUCUAAAUCAAAACUUGCCCAUAUGUUUGUGCAAAUUGUUGAGUGGAUAAGAACAGUGUCCAUGGAUGUGGUCCUUCCGGCUCUAGUUCUCUGUCUGCGAGAAGAGGAGAGCAUGAUUUUGGAAGCUAAAACGAGAGCUGAAGAGUGGGAGAAACUGAACAUUAAUGUGCCCUAUAGUAACUGCGCUCACUGUGUCGGCCCUAUCGCUUCCACUGACAGGACGAGCUAUGGUGCUCACAUCUCAGGUGUUGAGAGUGAAGAGGCGGGCAUCAUUGGCAUGACUGUUUUUGCACAAGUGAUGGAUUUCUUACACUGCAAAUAUCUAUUAAACAUGUCUGAAAGGCGCUUUCUGGAAACUCUUGAGCCAUCAGACAGCUUAAAAUCUUUAGACUGCUGCCUCAAGCAAGAGUUAAUCCAUAUGUUUAAUAAAGAUCUCAUCAACUGCGUUUACCAGGAGCUCUUGACUAAUGACGUGGGCAAGACAUUCCCUGUCGAUUACUUGUGCUUGGAGCUUUUGCGUCAAAUGUUCACUGAAAUACCUGCGCGCUGGGAAUUCUACAUGGACGUGCUUAAAUACUUCUGUCGGCGGGCAGCAGAGAACCACCUGAAGUUGUUCUUGAAAUUGCCACGCACACCACAUGAAGAUCGCGUGGAGGAGAACUGGCACUCUGUUGGCCCCAGGACCAUGACAAAAGCGGAGAGAAGAACUCUGGACAUCCUCAGCAAAACAGUGACUGAUAUGAUAAUGAAUAUCGUGGAUCAAGCCACUGAAAAUCCUCUGCGGGCUGCUGAGAUAGUCAGGCAAGUUGGUCCGAAGGUUCUUGAAAGCACCAGUUCAGUAUGUCAGUUUAAUGUUUAUGAGCGUGCCGUGCGCUGUUGUGAAGUCCUUCUCUUCUUUGGAUAUUUCGCAUCAAAGACCAUCAUCGCCAUCUACUGGUUCUUUUGUGGAACCGCGUUGAGAAGCAACGCAUUAGUCGUCAUAGCAACCUAA
Messenger RNA from Sinocyclocheilus grahami, 1238 nucleotides. RefSeq lists its product as uncharacterized. NCBI's taxonomy places the organism in Eukaryota, Metazoa, Chordata, Actinopteri, Cypriniformes, Cyprinidae. The record is from RefSeq and is a predicted model, not a curated record. The transcript is spliced from 3 exons. The coding region runs from base 87 to 1238 and encodes 383 amino acids.